Messenger RNA from Culex quinquefasciatus (southern house mosquito), 736 nucleotides. RefSeq names its product cuticle protein 16.5-like. Lineage: Eukaryota; Metazoa; Arthropoda; Insecta; Diptera; Culicidae. Bases 64 to 600 code for a protein of 178 amino acids. The transcript is spliced from 2 exons. The record is from RefSeq and is a predicted model, not a curated record.
CUCAGCAGGGUAUCAGUGUGCAGUUCCUCGUUCCAGUGCAAACAUCCAGUAACAUCCCUUAAAAUGGCCUUCAAGCUCAUCGCCCUCUUCGCCACCCUGGCAUGCGCCAGCGCUGGAUACCUGGAACCAGCAUACUCUUCCUACUCCGCACCGGCUCUGUCCUACUCGAGCCCCUCGUACACCUACGGAUACCAGAACGCCGGACACUCCCUGGCCUACAGCGCCCCGAUUGCUCGCUCUUACGCCACCCCAGCCCUGUCCUACGCCGCUGCCCCGAUCGCUCACUCCUACUCUGCUCCAGCUCUGUCCUACUCGGCCCCGAUUGCCCGCACCUAUGCUGCCGCCCCGAUCACGCACUCCUACUCCGCCCCUGCCCUGUCCUAUGCCCGUAGCUACGCCCCUGCCCUGUCGUACGGAAACAACUACGGAUACUCGUCGUACGCUGCUCCUCUGGCCACCAAGACCGUCGCCAUUGCCCAGCCGGCUGCCAUCGCUCAUGCCGCCCCAGCUGCCGCCCUCAGCUACGCCCCUGCCCACGCCACCAGCUACACCAGCUCGUACAUGAAGUACAACAGCCCCCUGAUCACCUAUGCCUACUAAGUUCCUGAACGUCCAACUUUCCUCCUGAACCUGCUCUUUCUUUUUUCCUUGUUGUUGAUCAGCCCUAUUGCAAAAUGAGACCUCAUGCAUGCUGGCAAAGUUUAUUUUGUUGAAUAAAUUCUUUUGCGAAUAACAA